UAAAAAUCAGUAACACUCAGGAAAAAGCGUUCUGCAUUGAUGCUGGCCGCCGUUUUCAAAGGUCCACUAACCCAGGAUUUAUGCUGUAAAUUGUGUCGACCAGCCUCACUUUGUCACAGUUCAACAAGUGAAUAAUUCAAGCCCUCUUUCAAAAUGGCUGCAAGCGUAACAGUUGAGUCAGUCUUACAAAAGAUCAGUGAGGGACACCUGGAAUGCCAGAUCUGCACUGACCGCUUUAAGGAGCCCAAAAUGUUGGAGUGCUCUCACUCAUUCUGUAUGGAAUGCCUUCAACAACUCGCACAGAGAGAGAACCCACCCGCUCAAAUGCUAAUCUGUCCAGUGUGUCGAGUUCAGACAGUUUUGAGUGAAAAGGGAGUUGCGGAUCUGCGUGCUGACUUCAAGUUGACUUCUCUAGUGGACGAAAUAAAUCAAUUGGAAAGUCGACAACAGAAUCAGCGACCUGGUCAGGGGGAUGUUUCUAAAUGUAGCAAGCAUACUCAGGAUCUGAUAAUGUAUUGCGAAACAUGCAAAAUGAUGGUAUGCAAAACUUGCAUCUCAAGAGACCACAGAUCGCAUCCUGUUAUUGAAACUAGCGAGGCUUUACAUAAACGGAGACAACAGAUUAAUGAUGAGUUGGCAAAAGUACGAGAGAGCGUCAACAUUUUCAACAUUGCUGUACAAGACUUAGAUAUGAUCCGCAAGACAUUAGAUGAAAUGUUUGCCAGCACCAAAGACAAAAUCGCUGAGAAGGCUGAAAAGGAGAUUGCCAAAGCAGUUGCAAGGAUCAAAGGCGAGGAGCAGAAACUGGUACAAGAGGCAGAACGUUCUUACAAAGACAGAGUCAAGACAAUUGAAAAUGCACAGGCUACAAAUAUCAAAGUGGUGACAAAAGCACAGCAUAAGCAGCAUCAGGUUAGCACCAUGAGUCACGGGGAAGACAUCAAGAUUCCAGAUCUCGUAGAGAAACUCUUGCUAGACCUAAACAAAUUCACACAGAUUCAGCCAAACAAAGUCCCCGAUGCAUUGGCUUUUAUGGACUUUGAAGAUGGUCAGAAACUUCUAGGGAAACUGGUGCUGAAAACACCUGAUGAAAGACAAAUGGUUUUGAAUCCUCCUCAAAACUAUACGCGAAAGACAUGGACUCUCAAAGAGGAAUUGAUGACAUAUAUGAAGGGUGUAAACCAAAUGGUGAAGUUUUCUCCAUGCGAUGUUGCAGCGUACUCCAAUGGCGAUAUUGUUGUGGCAGAUUUUCAAAAUCGCAGCUUGAUGACAGCAGCAGGUAACUCUCAAUCCAUCCUAAAAGUGCAACCAAUAAAAGGUCUGUCUCGUCCAAGAAGAGUGGCUAUAAACAAGAAUGAUGAGCUCAUUGUUCUAGAGAGUAACUGUUUAGUCAAGAUUUACAACAGGAAAUAUCAGCUUCUCGCCGAGUUCAAACUAGGUGGAUUUUCGAGCAACAUGCCUUCGUGCAUUGCAGUGGAUAACAACAAUCUGAUAGCAGUGGGAUUUAAUCACAACCAAGAUGAGAUCUCACUAUACAGUGCAGAUGGAUCCAUCAUCAGAACCAUCCAUGCUGGAGGGGUCGGUACAAACUUGACUUUCUCCAAACAGCAACUCAUCUACACUACUUCAGAUGAAAAGAAGUUGGUGUCAGUAGACCGCAAUGGUGAAGUGGUAUUCUCAGUUGAUAUCAAUCACUCAGGUUUGCCAUAUGGUUUGCCUUAUGGGUUGUGCUGUGACGAGGACGGUAGCAUCUACGUUGCUGUAACUGAAGAAUCAUCAGGUGAGAUCCAGCAAUACAGUCCUGAUGAUGGUAACUACCUUGGUUGUAUCAUCAAGGGAUGUAAUAACCCACAUAGUAUCGCACGCACAUCUACCGGUCAUCUUAUAGUAGCUGCUAAAAACUCAGUUCAAAUAUAUCACCAUGACUGAGUACAACAAUAGACUACAAUGUAAUACACACAGUGUGUCUAGGGGUGGAUUUCACAAAGAGUUAAGACUAGUCUUAUCUCGAGGUAGGAUGAGUUACUUGUUGUACUUAGAACUUGCCUGAAGUUUUUAAUAACUCCCAGGCCUAGGACUGUUCCUAUAACUUAGGACUAGUCUUACAUGUAACUCUUUGGAAAUGGACCCCACCUCUGUUUUACAUUAUCUGUGUAUCAAUUACAAACAUGGUUCACAGUCGACUGACUGCAGACAGGUCUUCUCACUUUGUGUAUCUCAACAUGCAUAAAAUAACAAACCUGUGAAAAUUUGAGCUCAACUGGUCGUUGCAAUUGUGAGAUAACUAUCAAAGAAAAAACACCCUUGUCACACGUAGUUACCAAUAGUGUUUCUCUGUAUAGAAAGCUUCUCUUUGUGAAUGCAUGUAUAUUGCCUUGCGUCACUUUUUAGAGCUUUUAAUCUUUUUUUCUUCUAAUAUUCUUGCUCAUUCCCAUAAUUAGUGUUUAAACAUUGUAUUGUGUAUUUUGAACGGUUCUUCAUAGCUUCGGUAAAAAAAUUCUCACUUGAAGGCACUGAUAUUAAAGGUCUCAAAUUCAAGAAUCUGAAAACACACAACUUGUGCGACAAGGGUGAUAUUUUCUUCAAUUAUU
Molecule: messenger RNA, 2591 nt
Organism: Asterias rubens (European starfish)
Lineage: Eukaryota; Metazoa; Echinodermata; Asteroidea; Forcipulatida; Asteriidae
Product: tripartite motif-containing protein 3-like
Exons: 2
Coding region: 154-1929 (591 amino acids)
Biological process (GO): positive regulation of DNA-templated transcription
Cellular component (GO): nucleoplasm; chromatin
Molecular function (GO): ubiquitin-protein transferase activity; zinc ion binding
Source: RefSeq, a predicted model, not a curated record